Molecule: messenger RNA, 6171 nt
Organism: Plasmodium vivax (malaria parasite P. vivax)
Lineage: Eukaryota; Apicomplexa; Aconoidasida; Haemosporida; Plasmodiidae
Exons: 1
Coding region: 307-6171 (1954 amino acids)
Biological process (GO): chromosome condensation
Molecular function (GO): structural constituent of chromatin; DNA binding
Source: RefSeq, a predicted model, not a curated record
GACAGAGAGGAGUGUCUUGUUGCAUUAGUGCUCCUGUGUAUGUGUAAGUGAACGCGUGUACCUGACUGACCCAGCGGAGAUUUCCUCCUCGUACAGGUAUAUUUUUGUGCGUCCUUACAUGCCCGCGUCAACCCCGUUAUAUUCUCCCCCCUGUGUACAUAUUGUGCAUAUAUAAACGUACCAACGUGCAUGUACAUACACACCUGUAUGUGUGUAGCCCCUUCCCGCUUGGCGCCCCGUCGGUCUGCCCCAUUUUAAACAAUUCGACAGUCUUUUAAAUAUUCACACGUCCAAAAAAAAAAAAAAAUGAACAUUAGCAGAGAGAACAGUAGUAAAGAGAACAACGGCAACGGCGCGAGCAGCAAGAAGGCUGCGAAGAACAGCGGAACAGCCAAAGGUAGUGACGAAAAAGUUAAGGACAGCGGAAGUGUAGGCGAGGAGAAGUGCGGCGAGAGGAGUAACGGGUUGGAGCAGAAUCAAAAUGAGAAGAGCCAGGCCAAGUGCGUGGCAAGCGUGAAGAAGGAGGAGGAUGGCGGCACCAGUAAGGGUGAUGAGUUGAAGGCGGAGGAGGGAAACCAGGAUGAUAGUAAUCAGAAGGACGACAAGGAGGAGGACAAGAAAAAGAAAAAAAAAAAUAAUAAGCUUCCCAACGUGGAAAGCAUAGAUAAUGGCAGUGGCGCCGCGAGGAAGAAGGAGAGCCAAUGUGCGGAGGGAGGAAGCGUCGAAAAGGGAAAGGCCGAAGAGGGAAACAAUGCAUCUGUCGUCAUCACUAACGAUAACGUUAGCGGAGUUGGCGUUGGGGUUGGAAAGAGCGCCCCCGCCCAGGGCCACGGAAAAGGCGUGAAGGAGAAGAAGUUUGGGAACAAGCCGGACAAGGGCGACCCGUCUGGAAGUAGCGCCUACUACAACAGUUUCAAUGCGAAUAACGACUGGAGGAGUAGCAAAAAUAAUAGCAGCAACGGUGGUAACCAUGGCAGUAGCAACCACGGUGGUAACCUCGACGGGGCGAAGAACAACGGGGUGAUGUACCAGUACGCGAAAGGCAACAGCAUGAACGGUGAGCACCCAGCGAGUAGGGACAAGCAAAGUGAUUACAACAGUGCGGCGGCGAAGGAUCCGAAUAAAAAACGCAACUUUGUCAAAAGUGAUAGUAAGAACUUCGACGGGGGGUACGGCGGCAACGCGAAUAACGGAGGGGCGAACAACGGAGGGGCGAACCACGGCGGCGCGAACAACGGAAAUGUGGGUGGCUACCCCGGUAAGGCCAACUACAAGUACGACUACAAGAAUAGUAAGAAUGGCUACAACAUGAAGGGGGGGAAGAAUUACAAGGUGCCGCCCCCCAGCGCGCUCAGCAGCAAUGUUAGUGGCAACGGCAGCGGCAACGUCAGCGGCAAUGCCAGCGGUAAUUUUAAUGCCAAUUAUAAUGCCAGUUAUAAUGCCAAUUAUAAUACCAAUUAUAAUGCCAGUUAUAAUGCCAAUUUUAAUGCCAAUUUUAAUGCCAAUUAUAAUGCCAACUUUAGCGCCAAUUUCAGCGGCGUCGGCGGUAACAGUCACAACGGCAGCUCGCUGAACUACGACGGGUUCAACAACCACGGCAGCAGUAACAACCCCGGCGACGGCAUGGUGAUGGACCCCAUGAGUAACAUGGUGAUGUACAAUAAUAGUAAUUCUAAUUAUAAUUACCUGCCCAACUAUGGCUGCAAUUACCCCUAUAGUUAUUACGUGGACGAGAAUGACGGCAAGAGUGUGGAGGCAUCGAAUUAUUACUCGUCUAGCAAGGUGUACGGCGGGGCGGCGUCUUCCGGUGGGGGUGCCGCGACUGGCAGCAGCGCUGGAGUAGCGAGCGGCGGAGCUGCUAACGGCGGAGCUGCUAACGGUGGAGCUGCUAGCGGUGGAGCUGCUAGCGGUGGAGGUACGGGGGGAGGCGUCUCGGGGACAACCCCCCCCGCAGCCGCCUCCACUUCUGCAACCGCGUCCGCGGGAUCCUCCGCUGCCACCACGGGCGCAGUCGGACCGGACGGCUACAACAACGACGGCAACUACGACGCCCGCUUUAACUACAACAAUAUGGUGAACGACUUUUACAAUUAUCUCCCCUUCAAUUAUUAUUACUACAAUAUGAAUAGUAUGUACUUUGGCGGGUCGAACUAUAACGCCAAUGCGCACAGCCCCUACCAUGACGGCUUGAAAAACAGGAAGGGGAAGAAGUACCUGUAUGAGAAGAAUAAAAAGAAAAAUUACAAAAAUAUGACCUCUUCAAAUAUGUAUAGCGAAAUAAAGAACAGAGUCAUUGAGAUUUUUAGGAGGGAAAACAUAAUGACCGAUGAUUAUUUGCUGUACUUUAUGUAUAACAAUGUGAAGCUCAGCAUUGACGUGAUUGCCAAGCACCCGUAUAUCUCCCCCCUGGUUAGCAGCAACGCGCAGAACAACACGGCCAUUCUGGCCAACGUGCUGAACGAUUUGAAGUGCAUCAACUUGGGCAAGAAGGAGGGCUCCGGCGGGGACGCGGAUAAAGCGGUGGAAGAUAAAGCGGUGGCGGAUAAGGCGGUGGCGGAUAAGGCGGUGGCGGAUAAGGCGGUGGCGGAUAAGGCGGUGGCGGAUAAGGCGGUGGCGGAUAAGGCGGUGGCGGAUAAGGCGGUGGCGGAUAAGGCGGUGGCGGAUAAAGCGGUGGCAGAUAAAGCGGUGGCAGAUAAAGCGGUGGCAGAUCCGGAUGCCGCCGCGUUGCAGGGUGCCACUCCACAAGUUGUCACUACCAAUGGGAACGGAACCACCAAUGGUGCGGGGGUGAGCGACCCUUCGUCGGUGCAAGACGGAGAGGAGAAGCAGCAGCAGCGGGGAGGUGAACCCGAUAAAGGAGAAGAAGUUAAAGUCGUCGCACCACCAGCCGAUGGCGCGAACGCGGAGGGUUCGGCGAAGGACGCUUCUUCCCUUAAGAGGGAGGACAACGUGGUGGAGUCCGACGCGACAGAGGCAAAUGGGAAAGGCGGCACUGUUGCGGAGGGAGCGGUGGAGGAAGCGGUGGAGGAAGCGAAGGAUGCAGUGGGAGGGAGUAGUUCCUCCACUCCUGCAGGAAAGAGCAAAGGCAUCGAGGGUGGCAGUAACGAUAAAGGUGUAGUGAAAGGCUCAGCCGACGUGCCCAGCAGCCUUAAGAUCGCCUUCGAAGAGGACAACAAAAACUUCCUGCUGAACUUGAAUAACAAACGAAACGUAAUCAUCGUAAGGGACAUCAGUUCGCACUACAUCAAUACGGUAAAAAGCAUCGUGUUGAGCAGCCCCAACAUCCAGCCGACGGACGUCCUGAGUGUGAGGAACGACGUGAACAACACCAUCUUCAUCACCCUAAGGAAUGAGAAGAAGACCGAGGCUCUUGCGAAAUAUUUGAAGACCAAAUCUGUAAAUGAUAAAAAGUUAAACGUUCGAAUUAAGACCACCCAGAGGAUACAGAACAUUAUAGAGAAUAACAUUUUCAAGUCGGUGGGCACCGUGAUGGGCAGCAGCAACAAUGUGAGUGGCAGCAGUCAGGUGAACACCCUCACUGGUGCCGCUGCCGCGAACGGUACUGCUUCUGGUGCUGCCGGUACUACUUCUGGCACAGCUAGCGGGGGCAGUGGCGCGAACGCGUCUGCCAUGGGGACGAGCGGAAGAGGUGUCAUCAACGGGGUGAGUGGUGCCGCUAUGAAUGGCGGAAGCACACAUGGCGGUAGUGCCGCAGGUACGGGCGUUGGUAGUGGGUCCAUCUCGUCUGGAGUAAUUGGCUCUCUAAAUUCGUCCACCCCGAAUGGUGUGCCGCCCAUGGCUUCUUCCUCCUCCACCGUGGCCGGGGGUUCGAGCACCACCAACAACGCAGCGACGGCGACGUCCAACGGGAGCAUCACAGGAACGGCAAGUGGUAGCCAUUUAAAUAUGAUGGCUGGUUCAGGCAUGCCCAUGGGGCCCAAGCAGUAUAUGAAUUUUCACAACAUGUAUUAUCUGCCCAACGCGAUGAAUGGCUAUGACAGCAGCCUCUAUGGGCACGGCAACUCAGCCAGCAAUGCUGCCUCGAACUACGACGCCUAUUUGAAUUAUUAUAAUUAUGGCAUGAGCAACGCAGGGUAUAACAUGUACCAGAAUGUCACUUCGUGUGAUUCCUUCGGGGGGGGUUACAACAUGUAUUCGAAUGCAUAUGGUCAGGUGAACGAUAUGAAGAGCAAGCACAGUUAUAAUAACAACAAAGGGGGGAAAUUCUUCAGGGGAGGAGGUGACGGUAACAAUAUGGGAAGAGUCAGCGACAAUAAUUUUAACAUUGCCUCUAUGCCUGGCUCGCUAAAUGCGGGAGCCUCCCAGGGAGCUGCGGGCGGAGCGGCUAACAACCCGUCCGGCUACUACGCCAAUGCGUACGGUAAUUACGGCAACGUGUUUAGUAACAUGUACAGCCACAUGUACGGCAGCAACAUGCACGGGGGUAACCAGCACGGUGGCAAUCAGCACGGUGGCAAUCAGCACGGUAACACCCCCCAUAGUAACACCCCCCAUAGUAACACCCCCCAUAGUAACACCCCCCAUAGUAACAAUCAGCACAACGGUGCUUUUCAUGAGGGGGGAGUCAACGGCAAGGGUGACAAGUACCUGGAUGAUGUGAGGAAGUUCCAUCACAUGGAGGGACCGAAUGAGAAGGGGGGAAUGGCCACUAGUGGUUUGGCUACAUCACACCAUCACAACCGAAUGAACAAAGGAGGGAAGGAUGCCGAUAGUGGAAAAGGCUCGAUGGGCGCGGCGGUCACGGGCAGCAACGCCAAUAGUAAGAACAACCGGGGCGGCGCCAACGAAAACGGAGGCAGCGGAGGGAAGAACAACCGAAGCAGGAGCAGCAGCAACUGCAACAGCAGCGCGUACAACGGAAAUAAUAACAAUAAUAAUAAUAACAGCGGGAACAAUAACGGCCACGGUGCCAGCAGCAACAGCAACGGGAGUAGUGGCAACAAUAGAAAUGGCACCAAUGGGGGUGGCGGCAACGGCGCGGCGAACACCACCAGUCAUGGGAGCGGUGCAAGCGGCGGGAACGGCGGCGGCAGCAGCGCAAAUGGAGGCAGCACCGGAAGCGGCGGCGGCAGCGGCAACAACUGCAGCAGUAAUAAUAAGAGCGCCAUGAAGACGAACGGCGAGUACAGCAAGAGCGGCAGCAACAAGCUCAGCAAAAAGGACUCCCUCGUGAGGUACGACAGCAACGGUAGUAACAGCGUGCUGGGGAAGGGUGAAAGCAAAGCGCUUGACAAGAAGAGUGGCAAAAAUUAUUACAAUAAAAAAAACGGCGCAAGGAAAAACGGAGAGAAAAAAGGCGAAAAUAAGAAGGAUGCCGCGGUUGCUGCGGUUGCUUCGGCUGCUGCGACUGCUCUUUUUGCAGAUUUGACCAGCAACGAGGUUGCCAAGAUGAAGGACGAGAGGAGGAAGGCCGGUGCGAAGCUGAAAGAGGAUGACAAUUGCAGCGAAGCGGGGAAUCAGGCCGACCAUCCGCAGCAACUGAGGAAGAAGCCGCUCGAGGUGGGCGAAGCCUGCGAAGCGAAUGAAGAGGAGGAGGCGCACCCCCUCGCGCAGAGCGGCUUUGAAAAUGACCCCUGCGAGGAGAAGCACAAUGAGGAGAGCAAUCCUAAUGAAGAGGAAAAUGGAAAAUGCACCGACGUAGAAAAGAGUGAGGAAAGUAACAACCAACAUGAUGAUGUAGUAAACGUGGAGAGGAAGAGUAAGAAGGAUUAUCUUUCAAAAAAUGAGCAACUGGGUAGCAAUGAUGUUAAGGAUCACUCCAAUAGGGUGUCCCCAAGAAUCGGGGCUGCCAAGAAAAGUUUCGCCAACAAAAUUGCCACUAAUAAAGACAAAGGUGCAGUCAACUCGGAUGAGAAGAAGGCCCCAAAGAAUAAAAACAAAGUGGAGGAGGCGACUGUAAAUGGUGGCCUCGUCAACGGAGGCAUGGCCAGCGGAGGCGUCGCUAGUGGAGGCAUCGCGACGAAUGACAACGGGGCCAGUGGCAACACGCAAAAUAGGAAGAAGUACUCCUACGUGGACAUUAUGGAUUCUUGCAAAAAGCUGACCAACGUGGAUGCCCCUCCUGAGUGCAUAGACAAGCUGAUGAAGGAGAACGUCUCCCUUUUUAGGAAGCGCGACGAUCAGUUCUGUUGGAAGUUAAACGUUUUUUAA